AUGGUUCUACAGAAGGCUUUAUGUUUCCGAAUGAAAGAUGCUGCUUUGAAGGUCAUUUAUGUACAGAAUAACCAACUGUUGGCCCGAAGAGUACAAGCAGGAAAACCUAUUGAUGGUGAAGAGAUCAGCGUGGUCCCCAAUAGGUCGCUAGAUGCCAAACGAUCCCCGGUUAUCCUUGGCCUUGAGGGAGGAACCCAGUGCCUAUCCGUUGGGAUAGCUCAGGAGCCUGUUCUUCAGAUAGAGCAUAAGAACAUCAUGGACCUUUAUCGAAGCAAGGAGGAAUCCAAGAGUUUCACCUUCUAUAUGUGGGACACUGGACUCACCUCUAGAUUAGAAUCAGCUGCUUACCCAGGCUGGUUCCUCUGCACCAUUCAUGAAGAUGAGAAGCCCAUCACCCUCACCAACCAUCCUGAGGACUCUGAAUCUGUCAUUACUGACUUCUAUUUUCAUCAGUGUGCCUAA
Messenger RNA from Dromiciops gliroides (monito del monte), 462 nucleotides. RefSeq names its product interleukin 36 receptor antagonist (gene IL36RN). The record is from RefSeq and is a predicted model, not a curated record. Bases 1 to 462 code for a protein of 153 amino acids. The transcript has 4 exons. Gene Ontology annotation, molecular function: cytokine activity; interleukin-1 receptor binding. Lineage: Eukaryota; Metazoa; Chordata; Mammalia; Microbiotheria; Microbiotheriidae. Gene Ontology annotation, biological process: cellular response to lipopolysaccharide; inflammatory response to antigenic stimulus.